Saccoglossus kowalevskii is the source of this 3777-nucleotide messenger RNA. RefSeq lists its product as uncharacterized. Gene Ontology annotation, molecular function: RNA polymerase II complex binding. The record is from RefSeq and is a predicted model, not a curated record. Gene Ontology annotation, biological process: mRNA 3'-end processing. Lineage: Eukaryota; Metazoa; Hemichordata; Enteropneusta; Harrimaniidae.
GCAAUAUGGCCGAAUCGAACUGCCAUGAAUACAUCUUGCUGUAUAAACAUCAAAAUAUCGUUUUUGUUGUUGUGGACCUUGCUUGUAAAAUAAUUCGCAAUUGAACAGCAUCGGUUACGCGAACGUGUUUUGUACUGAAUCCGACAAUUAUCAUUGAAUUAUUGUCACACUGACCCUUUGUUGAUUGGAGCGGCGUGACCAGUUUGUCGUAUGUGCUUUUUCAAAGAUGGCGUCGCUGAACGAGCAGAGUUUUGAACGUAAGCUACAGAAUGUCAACACGACCCAAGAUAGCAUCCAGACGCUCUCACUGUGGUGCAUACACCAUAAAAGCCAACAUAAAAAGAUAGUUAAUCUGUGGAUGAAAGUAUUGAAAAAAUCCAAAUCUGCACACAGACUGUGUCUGUUUUAUCUCUGCAAUGAUGUGGUUCAGAAUAGCAGAAGAAGGGGAGCGCCUAUAUUUCUUGAGACCUUCAAGGAUGUACUUGAAGAAGCAGCCUCAUUGGCAAGGGACCCAGCCAUCCGACCGAACAUUCUGCGCAUAUUUACUAUAUGGGAAGAGCGGAGUGUCUUUGAUAGUGAAUUUGUUGAGAAGUUGCAUGCUUCUGUGGUGAGUUCAAAGGUCAGAAUGCAGAAAGUUAGCACACGAUUUUUAGCCGAUUUCAGACCGCAGACAGUUACAGAAGGAAUUGAGAAGUUUCAUCGAAUGGAAAGUGAACUUGAACUAAAACAAAAGCAGCUUACAAACUUAAAAGUUGAUGUAACAGAUACAGAGGCUCUGAGACAGCUGAAAGCUGCAGAACCGAUCAAACCCACUGCCAGUGCUGCAAGAACUUUGACCAAACCACGUCCUUCAGCAGCUGACACUAAACCUGUGAGUAAAACUGGAUAUGGACCAAUACCUACAGUUACAGGUGUGACGUUUUCAUCGUUUAUGUCUGGUGGUCUACCUUCCACUGUGUUGCCAACAUCAGCUGAAUCUACACCUGUCCACACUAUGUCCACAGUACAGGCGUCUAAUAUUGUAGCGUACUCGCCUUCAUCUAAUACCUCAGCGCCAUCACCUGUAGGCUCUCCUGUUGAUCUUCUGCUCUCACCUAAGCCGAACACGAAGACAAAUCCGAUCGUACCAGCCGCUGGAUCAAACGUGAACACUGUGGAUAGCAAGAACUACAGUUCGUCACUUAGCCUGGGUUCUGGAAUGUUAGAUUUGGAUUCCCGGUUGCAACAGGUCAUGCAGAAUGCGCCCAGUUUACCACAGUCUCUGUUUCAUUCUCCAACACGCUCCGGUCAGAGCCCAAGUAUUUCAACUCCGCCUUCUCAGAGAACCAUGAUCCAAACACAGUCUUGGGGGGAUUCACCAAUAUCAGUGACGAGACACCUGCCAGCACUGUCAAGUCCAGCUACAUCAACCAGUGGAGGACUAACACCAUCUCAGAUCUUAGGACUGGUUCAGGCCAAUACACAACAACCUGGCAAAACUGAGCCUGGUAAAACAACACCUUCUGGAACUCCGCUUAGAGAUGAGGGAGGAACGCCUGUUCAGGAUGAAGACACAAAAGUACCCUCACAGUCGAAUCCCAUAGAUUUUCUCUCACAACUGAUCACAUCAACAAGAAAUGCACAAGGGGGGAAUACGAGUUCUAAUUUCCUUAGUGGGUUAGCCGCUCUCACAGAAACCAUGAAAAGUGCAAUGAGAAAACAACAAUUGGGGGGCUCAAAAUCAAAUUGGCCUGAAACUGAGGGUGGUUUUCCUCCACUGGGACUCGAUCCAAAUAAUCCACUGUCUGAAUCCAUAGCAUCUAUUGCGACACAUAGCCUUACAUCUACCGCAGCCUCCAUUAUGACAUCAGCUUCAACACAUGUACUGACAACUCCACCGACAAACAUACUGACAUCACAACCACCACAGACUCUGAAAUCACCCGCGUCCAUGUAUACCCAAGCAGUUCCAACAUCAUUUCCGCCUCCAGUAGUAUCACCUGUUCAAUUGUUUUCUCCUACUGGCAUGUUUCCUGAACCGAUAUCGGCAAUGCAAACUCCUCUUGGACAGAUGCCAGUUGUGGUAUCCACUGUUCUUACAUCAACGAGUACAGCAUCAACUGCAGCAUCAAUUGACAGCAUCACACAAAACCCUGUGGCUUCUGAUCACCAUUCUGGAAUGGAAAAUUCACACGAUGUUCAAAGCAUUAUACCGGUGUCAUCGAUAAACCAAUCAGUAUCUGCCGCAGUCAGCAUGUCUGAAAACAUUACAACGAAUUACCCCACGACUGCCCAACAUGAAAGCUUUGAUACACUAGCUGUGUCGGUUUCUCAACCGUCAACAGAGGAACAGCCUGAGCCUCAAAUAGAAACAAUGGAAAACAGUAUCCCUGUAGUUGAGCCAACAUCUCCAAUACCUGUACUUGGAGGUAGCCGUGGUGGUUUUCCGCGCCAGCAGAGCAGCCUACAGAUGCUGUAGGAUUAGAAGCAUCGAGUCAGAUAAAAAUACAAGAGACUUCUCUUGGAGGUGGUGAUACAAACUCAACAUUGUCAGCUGACACAGAAGGUAACCCGAUUCCAUCGUAUUCUGUUAGCGCAGUCCCAAGUUUAACAUCAGUGUAUGGCACACCUCAAAUGAGCUCUAGUCUUGGCAAGCAGGAUUAUGGACAGAGUAAUCAGAUACAACCUGCAAGCUUCAGCGCCCAGAGUUUUACUCCUGUUCAACCGAUUGAGCGACUUGACAGGACAUACGAUAACAGACAAUCGAUUAAUGUUGUGCAGCAAAAUGCCCUGGAUCCAACAGAAUAUGCCCGACUGUAUGGUAGAUCAUUUAACCAAAAUAGUAACUUUCCUCAGCGUGAUUACGACCCGUAUAGGCGAGGGGCUGCAAUAAGUACGCUGGAUCGCAGUAGACAAUACUCGGCAUCUUGGAGGGGGGAUUCCAGGUAUGCGAGACAUGAUCCGUACUACGACUUUGAUUAUCGGUACCAUCCACAGGGAGGUCCUAGAAGGAUGCGACCGUACAGAUAUUAAAGUUAGAUUCAGUACCAAAAAAGUUUUAUAUAUUAAGAGACGCAUUCAUGGUUGUCAACUUUGUUGGUUAACGUACUCUGGAUAGUUUAAUAGUUUUAAAUUUUAAUCAUGUGUAUUUCACAGCGAUGUAAAUAUUUGAUAGCGUACUAUGUGCAAAUUCGCAUUGUAGUAAAUUCUAGAGUUGUUCUCUCAGUCAAAAAUAAACACAUUUCCCCUGUAUAUCUUCUCCAUCCUGAAACUUGCAGGUUUAAAACUUUCCUUCAAGUUUUUUUCUUAUUUUUCCCAUAAACAGAAUUGCAUUUUAUUGUUUCUUUCCACCUUUCAGCAAUAGCUUAUAUUGUUUUUUUUUUGUAAAAAAAAAGUUGCGUGAAGUUUUUGAAAGCUACCAGAGAUAUGGACAUUUUUAGAAAUAAUCUUGUGUUUACGGCACAGGCUCCCUGCAAGUUUUCGUCUUGCUUGCUGUGACUGGAUUUUCAUCAAUACAAAUGUAAGGAACAUUAUUAAGACAUGUACUUUUGAUAGAAUCUGAGACGAUAAGAAUGAAAAACUUUUCUACAGUCCAACCCAUGCUUUGUAUCAACAUUCCAUACGCAUGUAUUAACUCGCACAUGUUUUCACCAUCCUCCUCUAGUUUCUCAGUUAAGAAAGGAUGUCCCAGAAUGCAUUUGGAUCAGUCUCAUGACUCCAUGUCUAUUAUUUUAUUAAUAAAUCAGUGUUAUCAAUUGUUUUCAAUUGUAAAGCAACUACAAUCUGAGUUUGUUCAUC